AUGUCGCGCCCCUUGUCGGACCAGGAGCGUCGGAAACAGAUCAGCAUCCGCGGGAUCGUGGGGGUCGAGAACGUGGCCGAGCUGAAACGGGGCUUCAACCGGCACCUCCACUUCACCCUGGUCAAGGACCGCAAUGUGGCCACCCCCCGGGAUUACUACUUCGCCCUGGCCCACACCGUGCGGGACCACCUGGUGGGACGCUGGAUCCGCACCCAGCAGUACUACUAUGAGAAGGACCCCAAGAGGAUUUACUACCUCUCCCUGGAGUUUUACAUGGGGCGGACGCUGCAGAACACCAUGAUUAACCUGGGGCUGCAGAACGCCUGUGAUGAAGCUGUCUACCAGCUUGGGCUGGACAUGGAGGAGCUGGAGGAAAUCGAGGAGGAUGCAGGUCUUGGCAAUGGUGGUCUUGGCAGGCUUGCUGCCUGCUUCCUCGACUCCAUGGCCACGCUGGGGCUGGCAGCCUAUGGCUACGGCAUCCGCUACGAGUACGGCAUCUUCAACCAGAAGAUCCGGAAUGGGUGGCAGGUGGAAGAAGCUGACGACUGGCUCCGGCACGGAAACCCCUGGGAGAAGGCACGUCCCGAGUACAUGCUGCCCGUCCACUUCUACGGCCGGGUGGAACACGGGCCCACCGGUGCCAAGUGGGUCGACACCCAGGUGGUGCUGGCCCUGCCCUAUGACACCCCCGUGCCAGGGUACAUGAACAACACCGUCAACACCAUGCGCCUGUGGUCGGCUCGGGCACCCAACGACUUCAACCUGCAGGACUUCAACGUUGGUGACUACAUCCAGGCCGUGCUGGACAGGAACCUAGCGGAGAACAUAUCCCGUGUCCUCUACCCCAAUGACAACUUCUUCGAGGGGAAGGAGCUGCGGCUGAAGCAGGAGUACUUUGUGGUGGCUGCCACCCUCCAGGACAUCAUACGCCGCUUCAAAGCGUCCAAAUUCGGGAGCACGGAGAGUGUCCGAACCGUGUUUGAUUCCUUCCCCGACCAGGUGGCCAUCCAGCUGAACGACACGCACCCCGCCAUGGCCAUCCCUGAACUGAUGAGGAUUUUUGUGGAUAUCGAGAAGCUACCAUGGACCAAGGCCUGGGACAUCACCAAGCGAACCUUUGCUUACACCAACCACACGGUGCUCCCCGAAGCCCUGGAGCGCUGGCCAGUGGACCUGGUGGAGAAGCUGCUCCCCAGACACCUGCAGAUCAUCUACGAGAUCAACCAGAGGCAUCUGGAUCACAUCGCAUCCCUCUUCCCCAACGACGUGGACCGGCUGCGGAGGAUGUCCCUGAUCGAGGAGGAAGGCACCAAGAGGAUCAACAUGGCCCAUCUCUGCAUCGUCGGCUCCCACGCUGUCAAUGGCGUGGCCAAGAUCCACUCCGAGAUAGUCAAGACUCAAGUCUUCAAGGACUUUGCGGCGCUGGAGCCGGAGAAGUUUCAGAACAAGACCAACGGCAUCACCCCGCGGCGCUGGCUCCUGCUCUGCAACCCGGGGCUGGCCGAGCUCAUCGCUGAGAAAAUAGGGGAGGACUAUGUGCGGGACCUGAGCCAGCUGACAAAGCUGCACGAGUUUGUGGAUGACGACCUCUUCAUCCGGGAGGUUGCUAAAGUGAAGCAGGAGAACAAGGUGAAGUUCGCGCUGUACCUGGAGAAGGAGUACAAAGUGAAGAUCAACCCUUCCUCCAUGUUCGACGUGCACGUGAAGAGGAUCCAUGAGUACAAGCGGCAGCUGAUGAACUGCCUGCACAUCAUCACCAUGUACAACCGCAUCAAGAGGGAUCCCCUAAAGCUGUUUGUGCCAAGGACAGUGAUCAUCGGGGGCAAGGCUGCCCCAGGGUAUCACAUGGCUAAAAUGAUCAUCAAGCUCAUUAACGCUGUGGCUCACGUGGUGAACAAUGACCCCGUUGUGGGGAGCAAGCUGAAGGUCAUCUUCCUGGAGAACUACAGGGUCUCGCUGGCAGAGAAAGUGAUCCCUGCGACCGACCUGUCGGAGCAGAUCUCCACGGCAGGCACCGAGGCGUCGGGCACAGGCAACAUGAAGUUCAUGCUGAACGGGGCUCUGACCAUCGGCACCAUGGAUGGGGCCAACGUGGAAAUGGCUGAGGAGGCUGGAGAGGAAAACCUGUUCAUCUUCGGCAUGAGGGUGGAGGACGUCACGGAGCUGGACAGGGAAGGGUACAAUGCCCAGGAGUACUACAACCAGCUCCCCGAGUUGAAGCAAGCUGUUGACCAGAUCAAGGGUGGCUUCUUCUCCCCAGAGGAGCCUGACCUCUUCAAAGACGUGGUCAACAUGCUCUUCCACCAUGACCGGUUUAAAGUCUUUGCAGACUAUGAGGCUUAUGUCAAAUGCCAGGAGAAGGUCAGCGAGCUCUACCUGAACUCCAAGGCAUGGACCAGGAUGGUCAUCAGGAACAUCGCGGCCGCCGGCAAGUUCUCCAGCGACCGCACCAUCAAGGAGUACGCCCGGGACAUCUGGCACGUGGAGCCCUCUGACCUGAAGAUCCCACCACCCAACCAGCCCCGGGAUGCGGGCGAGGACAAGACCCCCAAUGGCACAGCAGCCUAG
Chaetura pelagica (chimney swift) is the source of this 2568-nucleotide messenger RNA. It is a transcript of the gene PYGL, whose product is annotated as phosphorylase, glycogen, liver. Bases 1 to 2568 code for a protein of 855 amino acids. The record is from RefSeq and is a predicted model, not a curated record. Lineage: Eukaryota; Metazoa; Chordata; Aves; Apodiformes; Apodidae. Gene Ontology annotation, biological process: glycogen catabolic process. Gene Ontology annotation, cellular component: cytoplasm. The transcript is spliced from 20 exons. Gene Ontology annotation, molecular function: pyridoxal phosphate binding; glycogen phosphorylase activity.